Aspergillus terreus NIH2624 is the source of this 1788-nucleotide messenger RNA. RefSeq lists its product as uncharacterized. The record is from RefSeq and is a predicted model, not a curated record. The coding region runs from base 1 to 1788 and encodes 595 amino acids. The transcript has 2 exons. Lineage: Eukaryota; Fungi; Ascomycota; Eurotiomycetes; Eurotiales; Aspergillaceae.
AUGACCGCUACGUUGAAUGGGAUGUAUAACUCGGCCCCAGAUACUCCGUCCCCUGUCUACCCGGAUAGGUUGAUUCGUCCCCUUCCCAAGCGUACUCUUCGCUCGCGACUGUCCUCCGACGCCGCAGACACGAUCCUCUACCCUCCGGCGCCUCCGGCGACCCAACUCUUCUACGGGUCCUGUGCUGAUAAUGGAGAUGCUGUGAACGAGUCCAAGGUGUAUGUGCAGCAGAGUGAAGGUCCGGAACAACCCUUGGAUGCCGAUGUGCAUUACGAGAACGGGGUUGACCUGGAGAGCGGUGACGAGGAUGGUCCUGUCGUAGUUCGACGUAGUGCCGGGUUCAGGGGAUCAUCGCUGUCACCGGCUCCCUCCAGCGCACCGCAUCUGAGCAACGGGGACGGGUCUCAGGCCAAGUCAUCUGCGGCCGGGCCCGACGGAUAUGAUGCCUUCGAAAACACCAACAACAAGAAGAAGCGCAAAAUCCCUACUCCCGGAAACCUGGGGGGUCACCACUCCACUCUGUCACCUGAAUUCUCCACCAUGGGCUUGGCCAACUCGGCUCAGAGCCCUUCAGCAGCGGGUGACGGAAGUCAUGUAAGUACGUUCUACGGUACGGGGAGUCCAGCAUCUCCAGUGGCUAGUGGCAUGUCCGGUGCUGGAAGAGGCCGUCUAGGACGUAACACAGCUCGCAACAGCUCAGGGCGGGGACCGUUGUCGGUUCAGACCCAGUUCGGUUGGUCCCAUGGCAGACAGGCGGGUCGUCGUGAAGCCGGACCAGGUAUGUCACAUUUUGGUCUCGUCUCCUUUCGUGCGGCAAGCUCAUUCGUUUCAGGUGACUCUCCUGGAAAAUCUGACCAGGGGAUUAUCUCCGCCGCCAUCGCCAAUGCUGCUGCAUCCGCGUUCACGUCACCGCCUCCGGCCUCGGGGAGCGUCAGUAUGCUCGACCAACAACCAACCACUCCCACCAAGACACAGUUUACCUUCACGUGCGAAUCGGACUCGUCGAAAGGCAUGGCAUUGCAGGCGCAGACCGCAUACUCGUCUCACCACCGCGCGAACCGCUAUGGGUCACAGGCGAGGGAAAUGAGUCCCGGUUCACCUUUGAGCCCGCAGGGCCAUCCGUCCCAGAACCGAGCCGCCGCCACGAUGACCACAAACACAGCAACGAACUCGUUGGGGAAUGUCGGGAACACGACGGCGACAGGAGGUACGAAUGCGGCAGCGGUGAAUGGCGCAGAUGCGCCGACAGGCCGUAAAAAGAAGCGUUCGCCAGGAAGUAUCUACACGUUAGCUGCACGUCAGCGCAAGAUCCAACAACAAUACGCAAAUCUACAUCACCCGCCGAGCAUGGAGGACAUCUGGAUUUGCGAGUUCUGCGAGUAUGAGAGCAUCUUUGGACACCCCCCGGAGGCCCUCAUCCGACAAUACGAGAUCAAAGACCGCAAAGAGCGCAAGCGACUAGCGGAGAAGAAACGACUGUUGGAGAAAGCGAAGAUGAAGGGCCGCAAGAACAAGAAAGCGACGAAGAACGCAUCGAAGCACGCGGCGGCUCACCCAACGGCAUAUGACCAGGGCUAUGAUCGGGCGUCUGUUGAUCAGGCUUCAGCCGUGCAUGACGAUGAGUACCUGGCGCACGAGUACGAGGAAGAGGAGCCUGACUCGGCGCCCCCAUCUGCACCCCCCGCGGCCUUCAAACCUCCGUUGCCGCCGGGAAGCCAGCCAACAGCAGCGGCGCAUCCGGGGGGCGCCAAAGGAGCCACCGACCGAGGCGUGAACCGCCCGCCCUGA